AUGCAGACCCGGUUCACAACCCUAGUUGGUCGAACCCUAAUAUCGACCACGCGGUCCUUCUCGUCGUCCACCCAAACCCCACCCUCGACCACCACAACCUCCUCUCAAUUCCCACAGACUCUGGCGGGCCUGCGGGCCCGCCUCGCCGCCGAGUCUCCAAUUCUGACGGACUUCGUGGAAGGCGAAGGCCCAUACUCCGUCGAAGUUGGAACCAAGAAGAACCCUCUCCCCAAGCCAAAAUGGAUGAAGGAGUCAAUUCCCGGCGGCCAAAAGUACACUCAGAUCAAGAAGAAGCUCAGAGAAUUGAAGCUCCACACGGUGUGCGAGGAGGCCAAGUGUCCCAACCUCGGUGAGUGCUGGUCCGGCGGCGAGACCGGCACCGCCACCGCUACGAUCAUGAUUCUCGGUGACACAUUUUGUAAUGUGAAGACUUCGAAGACUCCACCUCCUCCUGACCCCAAUGAACCGUCGAAUGUGGCGGAGGCAAUCGCGUCAUGGGGUUUGGAUUAUGUGGUGAUUACUAGCGUGGACCGGGACGAUUUGCCUGAUCAAGGGAGUGGGCAUUUUGCGGAGACCGUGCAAAAGUUGAAGACGCUGAAACCCAGUAUGCUAAUUGAGGCUUUGGUUCCUGAUUUUCGGGGAGACUCCAGCUGCGUAGAGAAAGUUGCAACAUCAGGAUUAGAUGUUCUUGCUCACAAUAUUGAGACAGUUGAAGAGCUUCAGAGGGCAGUGCGGGAUCAUCGUGCCAAUUUUAAACAAUCUUUAGAUGUUCUAAUGAUGGCCAAAGAUUAUGCUCCUGCUGGAACACUUACAAAGACUUCAGUAAUGUUAGGUUGUGGGGAAACACCUGAUCAAGUUGUGAGGACAAUGGAGAAGGUGAGAGCAGCAGGUGUUGAUGUGAUGACAUUUGGUCAAUACAUGCGUCCUUCGAAGCGCCAUAUGCCUGUAUCUGAAUACAUUACUCCUGAAGCUUUUGAGAAGUAUCGAGCUCUUGGCAUGGAAAUGGGAUUUCGAUAUGUGGCUUCUGGUCCCAUGGUAAGGUCGUCAUACAAAGCCGGUGAAUUCUACAUCAAAUCUAUGAUAGAAUCAGAUCGGGCCACUUCUUCGCAUCUUUCUGUCUCAUGA
This is a messenger RNA of Prunus armeniaca (apricot), 1125 nucleotides long. The record is from the annotation of a GenBank genome assembly. Lineage: Eukaryota; Viridiplantae; Streptophyta; Magnoliopsida; Rosales; Rosaceae.